CGCACCGCCCAGCGGCUGCCUUGAGGGCCGAGGGCGGGACGCGGGGCGGCGGGGGCGCGGCGCGGCAGAAGUGAGGUGGUGGCUGGACUGCACGACGGCAGGGGUGCUCGGCAUGGCUCGCCUGGUCCUCGGUCUGAUGAGCUGUACCCUCUUCGUAGCAGUUAAUGGUCUCUAUUCAUCUAGUGACGAUGUCAUCGAAUUAACGCCAUCAAAUUUCAACCGAGAAGUCAUCCAAAGUGAUAGUUUGUGGCUUGUAGAAUUCUAUGCUCCUUGGUGUGGCCACUGCCAAAGGUUGACACCGGAGUGGAAGAAGGUAGCAACUGCAUUAAAAGAUGUGGUGAAGGUUGGCGCGGUCGACGCAGACAAGCAUCAGUCCCUGGGCGGGCAGUACGGCGUGCAGGGCUUUCCCACCAUCAAGAUCUUCGGCUCCAACAAAAACAGACCCGAAGAUUAUCAGGGUGGCAGGACGGGUGAAGCCAUCGUGGACGCCGCUCUCAGCGCUCUGCGCCAGCUCGUGAAGGAUCGCCUGGGGGGCCGCGGGGGUGGCUAUAGUUCUGGAAAACAAGGUAGAAGCGAAGGUUUGGGUAAGAAGGACGUGAUUGAGCUGACGGAUGACACCUUUGAUAAGAACGUUCUCGACAGCGAAGAUGUUUGGAUGGUUGAGUUCUAUGCUCCUUGGUGUGGACACUGCAAAAAUCUAGAGCCAGAGUGGGCCGCGGCAGCCACGGAGGUGAAGGAGCAGACCAAGGGCAAGGUGAAGCUUGCGGCCGUGGACGCCACCGUGAACCAGGUCCUCGCCAGCCGGUACGGGAUCAGAGGAUUUCCUACCAUCAAGAUCUUUCAGAAAGGCGAGUCCCCCGUGGAUUACGACGGGGGGCGGACGCGGUCCGACAUCGUCACCCGGGCUCUUGAUCUGUUUUCGGACAACGCCCCGCCUCCUGAGCUGCUCGAGAUCAUCAGCGAGGACGUCGCCAAGAAGACGUGCGAGGAGCACCAGCUCUGCGUGGUGGCUGUGCUGCCGCAUAUUCUCGACACGGGAGCUGCAGGCAGAAAUUCUUACUUGGAAGUUCUUCUGAAGCUGGCAGACAAAUACAAAAAGAAAAUGUGGGGGUGGCUGUGGACAGAAGCCGGAGCCCAGACCGAACUGGAGCACGCGCUGGGCAUCGGAGGCUUUGGCUACCCUGCCAUGGCUGCCAUCAACGCCCGCAAGAUGAAGUUUGCUCUUCUAAAAGGAUCUUUCAGUGAGCAAGGCAUUAACGAGUUUCUCAGGGAGCUGUCUUUCGGGCGCGGGUCCACGGCGCCCGUGGGAGGCGGGGCGUUCCCGGCCAUCAGCACCAGGGAGCCUUGGGACGGCAAGGAUGGCGAGCUUCCCGUGGAAGACGACAUCGACCUGAGCGACGUGGAGCUGGACGACCUGGAGAAGGAUGAGUUGUGAGGCGCUCGGCCCAGACUUCAGUUCUCUUUUCUUGGGAGCAGAUUUUCCAGCAGUGAAGGAACACGCUUCACAAACAGAUGACUCUACCAGUGGCCUUUUUAACCAAGAAGUAGCACUCGAUCCGUCAUUUGAAAACACUGCGGCAGGGAACGUGUGCGUCUCCAGAAAAUGAUGCGACAUUCUAUGAAUUGUCGUAGCCAGUGAAUUGGGUUGUAUUCUGUCACUAUUUUGAAGAAGGCGGAUGGGCUGUUGAAACCUUUCCUUCCCUCCUCUGACUGCUGCUUGAGUGCUCGCGGAGGCUGUUUCCUACAUCCAAGUUUUUUAAUGUGAUCCUUUCAUUUGAAUAUUAAUGGCUUUUUUCCAUUAAAGAAUAAAACGGUAUUUUGGACAAUGCCAAUAAACGUAUGAAAUUAGUGUCCACAUCCUAAA
Molecule: messenger RNA, 1864 nt
Organism: Phacochoerus africanus (Common warthog)
Lineage: Eukaryota; Metazoa; Chordata; Mammalia; Artiodactyla; Suidae
Gene: PDIA6
Product: protein disulfide isomerase family A member 6
Exons: 13
Coding region: 113-1435 (440 amino acids)
Biological process (GO): response to endoplasmic reticulum stress
Cellular component (GO): endoplasmic reticulum lumen
Molecular function (GO): protein-disulfide reductase activity; protein disulfide isomerase activity
Source: RefSeq, a predicted model, not a curated record